AUGGACCUUGAAUGGCAUGAGAAAUAUGGUGAAAUCGUGCGCUUUGGGCCAAAUUCCCUCUCCUUCAACUCCUCCAAGGCUGUGAGCGACAUUUAUGCAGUCAGGGCCAAUGUCCAGAAGUCAGAAGGUUACGCAUCAAUGAGCCCAAGUCGAUAUACCCCCAAUACCCUCACCGCGAUUUCUAGGAACAUCCACACCUUCAAGCGUCGCAUAUUGGCGCAGGCAUUUUCAGACCAGAGUAUCAAAGAUAUGGAGGACAGAAUCCAAGAAAAGAUAUCCAGCUUUGUCGACAACCUUCUUACGGAUACCAAUUCUGAAUCUGGGUGGAGCUCUCCUAAGAAUAUCUCGCAAAUGUGCGACUGGCUAGCUUUUGACAUAAUCACUGAUCUGAGUUACGGCAAUGAUCUUGACAUGUUGAACUCAACUGAAAUGCGCUGGUUCCCUUCCGUGAUUCGGAAAAUAUCCCAACGGAGCCUAAUAGGACUCUUUCAACCUUAUUUCAUAAAGUUUAAGCUGGAUUGUCUGCUUUUAAGGCAAAAGUACAAGGAGAUUUUGGCUGCGGCGAGGUGGACACGCUCCCAGUCAGCUGCACGAAUGGAGGUUGGCAACAAUAGUGAACAGAAAGACAUCUUCAACGCAAUGCUGAAUGCAAGAGAUAAGAAGACUGGAUUGCAGUUUACUCGAAAAGACUUAGGUCUUGAGUCGAUGCUCUUGCUCGUCGCAGGUUCCGAUACAACCGCUACUGCUCUUUCUGCUACAAUAAAUUACAUCAUUCAUGAUUCAAAUAUCUUGGCGCAUCUGACAAGAGUUAUCCGAAUGACGUUCCCUGCGGAGUCCUCAAUAACAGCAUCUUCUGUCCUUGCAUCUCCGGACUGCUCUGUCUUGCGAGCUUGCAUCAAUGAAGCAAUGAGACUUACGCCCCCUGCACCUAAUUUGCUCCCGCGAACAGUCCUCUCCGGUGGCAUGGAAGUCGACGGCAUUUAUGUACCUGCAGGAACAACUGUCGGUGUAGCUGCCUAUACCGUGCACCGUAACGAAACAUACUUCCACGAUGCAGAUAGAUUCGAGCCUGGAAGGUGGCUUGAUGGCAAUGAGAUGAGCCAACAGAAGAUGCAAAUGGCAUUUGUUCCAUUCAGUGUUGGACCAAGGAAGUGUGUUGCUUGGAGACUAGCCUGGACAGAAGUAAAUCUAGCAAUAGCAAGGGUGUUGUGGAGAUAUGACCUGCGUCUUGCAAGAAACAAGCGUUGUUGCAAGGAAGAUACCAGUUGUGAGUAUGACUUCAAGGCUGGAGUAACUACUGCUGUUGAUGGGCCAGUGAUUGAAUUGAGACCUAGAAUAGCAUGA
Aspergillus tubingensis is the source of this 1344-nucleotide messenger RNA. Its product is annotated as cytochrome P450. The transcript is spliced from 4 exons. Bases 1 to 1344 code for a protein of 447 amino acids. Gene Ontology annotation, molecular function: oxidoreductase activity, acting on paired donors, with incorporation or reduction of molecular oxygen; heme binding; iron ion binding. NCBI's taxonomy places the organism in Eukaryota, Fungi, Ascomycota, Eurotiomycetes, Eurotiales, Aspergillaceae. The record is from RefSeq and is a predicted model, not a curated record.